Molecule: messenger RNA, 930 nt
Organism: Drosophila ananassae
Lineage: Eukaryota; Metazoa; Arthropoda; Insecta; Diptera; Drosophilidae
Product: cuticle protein 16.5
Exons: 4
Coding region: 1-714 (237 amino acids)
Biological process (GO): positive regulation of transcription by RNA polymerase II
Cellular component (GO): RNA polymerase II transcription regulator complex
Molecular function (GO): transcription coactivator activity
Source: RefSeq, a predicted model, not a curated record
AUGGGGUUGCCCAACUGCUUGAGGAAAGUGAGUCGUUGCAGUUCUCCCUCGAAGCCAAGCAAUUCGUUAUUCAGCAUGAAACUUCUGGUCCUUACCACUCUGCUGGCCGUGGCGAACGCCGCUCCCGGUCUCCUCGAUUACGGACUGGGCCACACCGCCCCGGCCAUCAGCUACGGGCACGCCGCCCCGGCCAUCAGCUACGCGCACGCCGCUCCCGCCAUCACCUACGCUGCAGCCGCUCCCGUCAUCAAGUCCUACGCUGCUCCGGCCAUCAGCUAUGCUGCAGCCGCUCCAGUGAUCAAGUCCUAUGCUGCUCCGUCCAUCAGCUACGCUGCAGCUGCUCCGGUGAUCAAGUCAUAUGCCGCUCCGGCUAUCAGCUAUGCCGCUCCCACCGUGGUCAAGGCGGUGGCUGCUCCGGCCACCAGCUAUUCCCACUUCAGCUCGGUCGUUAACCACGCCACGCCCAUCAUCAAGUCUUACGCCGCCCCCAUUGCCACGCCCAUCAUCAAGUCCUACGCCGCCCCGGCUAUAAGCUAUGCCGCUCCUGCGGUGGUUAAGUCAUACGCCGCCCCGGCUAUAAGCUAUGCCGCUCCUGCGGUGGUCAAGUCCUAUGCCGCCCCGGCCAUUAGCUACGCUGCUCCCACGCUGGUCAAGUCCUAUGCCGCUCCAGCCCUGUCCCUGGGCGGCCACGACGACUACUACGGCUAUCACUAAGCCCGAGGAUCAGCACCGCUCCGACCUGUAGACAAGCAGGGGAGUGGGGACAACGGCGAGGAAUCGCGGCAGCCGUGGCACGUUCUCCUUAGUAUUCUCCUCCUCCUCCCAACUCCACCCCGGACUCCCAUCUUGCUCGCUGAAAACUUCUUAUUUAUUUAAGAAACCUCUAAUACUCUGUCAAGUGCAAAAUAAAGAAAAAUCUCAUUUUUCAAA